Molecule: messenger RNA, 630 nt
Organism: Lates calcarifer (barramundi perch)
Lineage: Eukaryota; Metazoa; Chordata; Actinopteri; Centropomidae
Product: trace amine-associated receptor 13c-like
Exons: 1
Coding region: 1-630 (209 amino acids)
Biological process (GO): G protein-coupled receptor signaling pathway
Cellular component (GO): membrane
Molecular function (GO): trace-amine receptor activity
Source: RefSeq, a predicted model, not a curated record
AUGGUGCUCAUAUCUGUUGACCGCUAUGUGGCUAUUUGUUACCCUCUACAUUACCCUACCAAAGUCACUCCAAAAACUGGAACAAUAUGUGUUUCCUUGUGUUGGAUUUAUUCUGUUACUUACAGCAUUAUUCUUUUAUAUGAUAACCUGAAGCAACCAGGCAGGUAUAAUUCCUGUAAAGGGGAAUGUGUGCUCAAAAUUGUAGGAGCUGUUGAUGUUGUUGUUGGUUUCAUUAUUCCCAUUACUGUCAUCAUAGUUCUGUAUAUGAGAGUGUUUGUGGUGGCUGUGUCUCAUGCUCGUGCCAUGAAGUCCCACAUUGCAUCUGGCUCUCUCCAACAUCAGAAAACUGUAAAAGUUAAGAAAUCGGAGAUAAAAGCAGCAAAGACACUUGGCAUUCUUGUAGCUGUGUUUCUGAUGUGUUACUCCCCAUAUUACUGUGUGUCUCUCACAGGCAACAUCAUCUUAAUAGGUUCUUCAAUCGAGGUUUUUAUGAUUUUUGUAAUGUAUUUUAAUUCCUGUCUAAACCCCAUCAUCUAUGCCCUUUUCUACCCCUGGUUUAAAAAAGCUGCUCGACUUAUUGUUACAUUACAGAUCCUGAAGGCUGACUCAUGUGAGGCCAAGCUACUGUAA